AUGCAUUGUGCUGCUAGGCACCUGACUAAAGUUUUUAGUACCAAAGCACCUAAGGAAUUUGGUCAAUGCUUCACAUUCAAUUAUGCAUACUACACAGUAUACCAAGGCCAGCCAGCUACAGUUGAAGAGUUUGUUGAAGGGACAUUUAGGAAGUAUAUUAAUAACAAUGGCAAAGUAUGUAAACAACCAGAAAGUGGCGGUGCUGACAUGACAACCAUUUUCGAGAAGGCAGAAUGCUUAGUUCAUUUCUCGUAUGUUCAAACUUCAGAGAAAUUGAUGCUUCUUGAUCUUCAAGGUGCAAAGUACUAUUUAUAUGAUCCAGAAAUUGCAACAACAGAAUUGCAUAGCCAGAAUGAUGAAGUUUACUUCUGCUGUGGGAAUCUAUCAACCGUGAGCAUUAGUCAAUUUAAUGGAAACCACACGUGCAACAAAUUCUGUGAAAUAAUGGGUCUAAAACGUAACACCUUCCUGGUCAACAGUACAUAA
This is a messenger RNA of Dendronephthya gigantea, 486 nucleotides long. RefSeq names its product myosin heavy chain kinase B-like. Gene Ontology annotation, biological process: protein phosphorylation. Bases 1 to 486 code for a protein of 161 amino acids. The transcript has a single exon. The record is from RefSeq and is a predicted model, not a curated record. Gene Ontology annotation, molecular function: protein serine/threonine kinase activity; ATP binding. NCBI's taxonomy places the organism in Eukaryota, Metazoa, Cnidaria, Anthozoa, Malacalcyonacea, Nephtheidae.